AUGGCCGGUUUGAAGCGUACCGGAGACGCCCGCGACGACCGCAAUGGCAAGCGGACGAAGGUGAAGGGAGGCGCUGUCCCUCCGCAGAAGACGAAAGCGGCUGCGCCUGUGAAGAAGGCGGUUUCUAAGCCUUCUAAGGCUGACUCAAAGAAGAAGGAUUCCGCCAAGUCUGCGAAGACGGAUCAGAAGAACGGGAAGAGCAAGAAGGUGCAAGAGGAAUCUGAAGAAGAGGAGGAUGAAUUCGACCUUGACGAUCUUUCGGACUCCAACGAUGAGAAGGAUCAGGAUGAGGAUAUCGACAUGGGUGGCUUGAGUGAUGAGGGUAGCGAUGACGAUGACGAUGAGGAGAAUGACGAAGAGGACGAGGAGGAAAGGAAGCCUACGGCCGAGUCGAAUGGGAAAAUGUCGGAGGCUGAAAAAAACAACAACUCGCGCGAAUCGCACAUCAAACAAAAAGCCCUUCAACAAGAGCGCAAAGCCGCCAAGCCCAACGCCGACAUCAUCGCCCGAUCCAAACAGCUCUGGGAACGCCUACGUCGGAAGUCGCAUGUUCCUCUCGAGGAGCGGAAGAAGCUUAUUGCAGAACUCGAUGGGAUUAUCAGUGGCCGUGUGAAAGAUUUCGUUUUCAAGCACGACUCGGUCCGUGUCAUUCAAACCGCUUUAAAGUACGCCAACACCGAACAACGGAAGCAGAUCGCACGUGAACUGAAGGGUAGCUACGUCGAGCUGGCGCAGAGCCGGUACGCCAAGUUCUUGAUUGGAAAGUUGAUUGUGCACGGAGAUGCCGAGAUUCGGGAUAUCAUCAUCCCCGAAUUCUAUGGUCACGUCAAGCGCCUUAUUCGUCAUCCCGAGGGUUCUUGGAUUCUAGAUGAUAUCUACCGUCAGGUCGCGACUAAGGAUCAGAAAGCCAAUCUGCUUAGGGAAUGGUACGGACCGGAGUUUGCUAUUUUCAGGGAUAAGAGCGCAGUGCCGUCCGCAGACCUGUCUGAGAUCCUCGCGAAGAAUCCGGAGAAGCGAUCGCCAGUGAUGCACUUCCUGCACGAACUGAUCAACCAGCUGGUGCAAAAGCAGUCCACGGGAUUCACGAUUCUGCACGACGCGAUGUUGCAAUACUUCCUGAACACGAAGACGGGAAGCACCGAUGCCAGUGAAUUUAUCGAGCUGCUUAAGGGUGACGAAGAGGGUGAUCUACUUAAGAACCUGUCUUUCACCAAGUCCGGAUCGCGGUUGUUGUGCCUUGCUCUGGCUCAUUCGAACGCAAAGGACCGGAAGCUGUUGAUCAGAAACUUCAGAGAUACGGUCAAGGUGAUGGCAAGCGACCUUCACGGGCAUACCGUCAUUCUGACAGCCUUCGAAGUGAUCGACGAUACCAAGCUCACUGCAAAGACUUUCCUCACGGAGCUGCUGAACCAGAACGACGACGCGGAGACUAGAAACGAGGAGCUGAUGUACCAGGUGAACGACCUGACGGGCCGUAUCCCCAUCCUCUUCCCAUUCGCCGGUGACCGCGUCAAGUGGCUCCUCCCAGAUUUAACCUCGGAGGCCCUCAAGGAAAUCCGCGAGGUCCGCAAGGAGACCUCGAAGAAGGACCCCGAAGUCCGCCGACAAGAACUCGUUAAAGCAGCCUCGCCAACACUCCUCGAACUGAUCGCCGCCCGCGCCGACUCCCUCCUUGAGACAAGUUUCGGCUGCCAACUCCUCUCCGAGGUCCUCUUCGACGCCGACGGCGACAAGACCGCCGCCUUGACCGCCGUCGCUGAAGCCGCCAAGUCGCGCUCCGACACCAAGGACGCGCCGUUUGUGGGACGACUGCUCAAGUCCCUCGUGCAGGGCGGCCGCUUCAACCCCGCAACCAAGUCCGUCGAGAAGGUCCAGCCCCCGCUCAACUUCCACACACACCUCUACGAGCAGAUCCAAAGCGAAAUCAUGUCAUGGGCCACUGGCUCGAACGUGUUCGUCGUCGUGGCAUUGGCCGAGUCAGACGAGUUUGAGAAGAAGAACGAACUCCUCAAGACGCUGAAGAAGAACAAGAAGGCAUUGGAGAAGGUCAUUGCCGACGCAGCAGCUGAGCCCGGCAAGGACGGAAAGAAGGGCAAGGCUGGUCCUACGAGUAGCGGGGCGAAGUUGUUGUUGGAGAAGGUUUAA
This is a messenger RNA of Aspergillus glaucus CBS 516.65, 2145 nucleotides long. RefSeq lists its product as uncharacterized. Gene Ontology annotation, biological process: regulation of translation. Lineage: Eukaryota; Fungi; Ascomycota; Eurotiomycetes; Eurotiales; Aspergillaceae. Bases 1 to 2145 code for a protein of 714 amino acids. Gene Ontology annotation, cellular component: nucleolus. The record is from RefSeq and is a predicted model, not a curated record. The transcript has 2 exons. Gene Ontology annotation, molecular function: mRNA binding.